Lottia gigantea (owl limpet) is the source of this 463-nucleotide messenger RNA. RefSeq lists its product as hypothetical. The transcript is spliced from 3 exons. NCBI's taxonomy places the organism in Eukaryota, Metazoa, Mollusca, Gastropoda, Lottiidae. The record is from RefSeq and is a predicted model, not a curated record. Gene Ontology annotation, cellular component: extracellular region. Bases 51 to 416 code for a protein of 121 amino acids.
GGUAAAGUAGGAACUUGUUAGUGGUAGUAAAAAGCGAAAAGGAAGACAAAAUGAAGUUUGGUGUUGGAUUCUUGUUGAGCUGCUUGGUUGCUUUAAACACGGUCCAGAAUAUGCUAGCUUUAAGUUGUCUGCCCUGUGACUUUGACACACUAAAAUGUUCACCAUUACCAGAUGACGAUGAUUGUUUCCCAGCCUACACACCAUGUGGUUGCUGUCCUCAGUGUGCUGGAGAGGAAGAUGAUUUCUGCGAUAACUUCACAGUUAGAUGCCAUCCUGACUUAGUCUGUGUUAAUGCCACUGGUUUUGAGAAGAAGUUUGUGUAUUGGUAUGAAUUUGAUUUUAAAGGAACAUGUCAAGAAUCUGAGUUAGAAACAGAGUAUGAAUAUGAGUAUGAAGAAAACGAAACAAAGAAAUAGAUUGUAACAGUUUAUUGAUGGAUUACAAGAUUUCAAACACAAAUGUA